AUGGAAUACUUCGUAUACGACCCAGAACUCCAGCUUCUCUGCUGUCGAACAUGCCGGAUCACGGUCACACACAAGCAGAUCAAGGUGCAUCUUCGCAGUGCUCCGCAUCAUCUUAGCACGAAGAUAAUCAAGGAGGCGCAGAAGUGGGCAUCUAAUUAUGAAGUCUUCCAGAGUCAGCAAGAAGCUCACGACAAUCUACCACCAAGGCCCGAUGAUGCACCGCCAAUUGCAGGAUUAGGUCCGCCAGGUACGGGGGGCAUUCGAUGCGAGUUUGCCACAGAGCACAGCACAUCCCCGCCAGAUUGCCGAUACGUGGGUACAGAGUUGCGACGGAUUCGAGAGCAUCUCAAGAUUGAACACCAGUGGGAUCUAGAUCUCAAGGGUGGACGUCGCUCAGCUGCUACGGCCGAAGAGGAAAGAAGCAACAGUCCGUGGAGGACUGGGGUGUAUUAUCAAAGAUUAUUCUUGCGAGGUCCGGGCAGCGAGCUAUUCGAGGUGGCAAGAGGACUAGAUCUCGAUCAGUCAAGGUCUCAAGACCACGGCUCGCAGGCCAGACUUCAAACGGCCAUUGACGCAUUUCAGAGAAAAGGCAAUGGCAUCCGGAGCCAAGAGGCAGGGCGUAUUGAUGCGGAGAAUGACUUUACGGCGCCGAAUCCAUGGCUCCGUCGGCUUGGUUCUGCUCUUCACUUAAAGGAAUUUAGCGGGAAAAAGGACUUUCUGAGGGACUUGAUCUCUAUGGAAUACGAAGUCGAUCCGAACGACCCAGACGAGUCAGACGACGCUCAACUACGGUUCGUACAUAUCGCAUUUGAUCGGAUGGUCAACCGCGCCAAGGCCGUCAUCACACCCGAAAAUGUCUCUUGGAAUGCUCUGUUCGAGGUCAACCGCAAGGAGCUUGCCAAGGAGAGGAGCAAGCCAUUUCAUUUCCGGUUCAAGCCCGAGACUCAGAGGCGAUACACGCUUGUGGUCAAACAACUACUCGCUUAUAUUGUUCGCUGUAUGUCUUUCGAAGACAAAGCAGAUCGGCCACCGUUCAAGCUGAGCAGGAGACAACAGAAUGCAUACGAUACGAUGAUGGAGCACGCAGACGACUUGACGGACGCUUGGAAGGACCAUGGCGGUGACCCAGAGGCUCCCGAAGUUUCUAAGCUUCUUAAUUUGCUCGAAAAUGACGUUUUGGAACUUUACAUAUCUGUUCUUGAUCAUUUCACCAAGGACACGGAGUAUGAUAGCGUUCUCGUCAGCUUCUUGACUGUUCUGAGCGUCCGUGCGGAUGGUACUUGGGAGGGCUAUGCGAAUUUCACCCCAAAGCUUUCCGCAAUCAUGGCAAUAUCCCGUCUCUGCAUCGUCAAGUACGCAGUUGAUCAGCGAGCCAAGGCCAUCAAGCAAAAGAUGCAGCAGGGCCAGAACCGAGAAGAGGCAGAGGAGAACAGCCCGAGCAACUUUGCGCUCAUAUCCGAGAUGACUCGCCGGUUCAUGGUUGGAGGAGGAGAGGGCUGGGAAACGACGCCAACGCAGUUUAUCAUCCGACUCCGAAACUUUGGCAUGGCUGCACAUAACAAUACGGCAUCCCAGGGGUCGGUAAGCUGGGAUAAGGAACACAUCGUCUUCAAGGGCAUCCGUCUCAGUGUUCUUGACGUACAGGCCAUGAUGAGAAUGGUAGUCCACCAGCUGGAAGAUGUACUGUAUAAGGACUUGCUGUUUUGCAGAGAGUUUUCUGAUCAGUCUCCGGCUGAGCUUGGCUUACCCGAGAUCCCGUGGGGUGAGCUCUUGGACAAUGCUGCUGACGAAACGAUUGGUCAUUCAUUUGUCGAUAAACUAUUCCAGCACGAUGGAGGCGCAAGCAAAGGUUGGGUCGUUCGAAAGAUAUUGCAGGACGAUGGCUUGAGGGCUACGUGGGUUAAAUCGGUGGGUGAUGGUGAUGGUGGCAUGGAGUUGAAUGCAAAGGCGGCAUAUCGAUAUGGUCUCCGGGUGGAGAAAGCUUUGGAGUUAUUGCUAUUUCUGGCGCAAUUGAGUGGCGGGUUUCCCCCAAGGGCAUAUGAGCUUCUCACGAUUCGACACCGCAAUACGGCCAACGGAGGAAUCCGGAACAUUUUGGUGGACUAG
Messenger RNA from Fusarium keratoplasticum, 2106 nucleotides. RefSeq lists its product as uncharacterized. Lineage: Eukaryota; Fungi; Ascomycota; Sordariomycetes; Hypocreales; Nectriaceae. The record is from RefSeq and is a predicted model, not a curated record. The transcript has a single exon. Bases 1 to 2106 code for a protein of 701 amino acids.